AUGGGCUCACCCGGACAUACCCAGGACGCCGCCCCGCGGACCGACCCGCUCGACGACGUGUUCGGCUCCGACGGCGACGAUGUGUUUGAGGGCGACGAUGAGCACAUACGGAUUGCCCGCGAGGCAAAUCCAGCGGCGCAAAACCACCCGUCGGACAUCCACCGGCUGCGGCAGGAGCACACGACGGCGGGCUACCGCGAGGGCAUCACGGUGGCUAAGGGCACCAGCAUCCAGGCCGGGUUCGACGAGGGAUUCGGGCUGGGCGCGACGAUCGGUUUGAAAGUCGGCUACCUGCUGGGCGUGCUGGAGGGCGUCGCCGCUGCGCUGAGCAGGGACCCCUCCCUCGCCGCGGCCCACGCCGAGGCGGGCAGGCUACUGGCGGAGGCGCGAGGGGAGCUGGACGUACAGGCUGUGUUCAGUCCAGAUUACUGGGACUCGGACGGGACGUGGAAGUACGAGGUCGGGUCCCGGGGCGGCCAGGCGGAUGACGACGAGGUCGUCUUCUCGCACGUGGCCGAUGCCCACCCGCUCGUGAGGAGGUGGACUGCCACGGUCGAGGCGCAGAUGCAGAGGUGGGGACUCGAGGAGCAGGUGCCUCUCCUGCAGCGCCGGGACGAGGAGGACACCGCUGCUGAGCCGGUGGCCAGGGUCAAAGCUGUGGCACCUUCUCAGCCCGAUGCCAAAGUCGCGAAUGACGCGCUGAGCUGGUGA
Messenger RNA from Diaporthe citri, 711 nucleotides. RefSeq lists its product as uncharacterized. Lineage: Eukaryota; Fungi; Ascomycota; Sordariomycetes; Diaporthales; Diaporthaceae. The transcript has a single exon. The record is from RefSeq and is a predicted model, not a curated record. The coding region runs from base 1 to 711 and encodes 236 amino acids.